CAUUAUUAGUAAUCAAGUUUUCCUUCUCUUUUUGGAGAGAGCAAUUUUCAACAAUUUACACACAAGUUGGACCCGGAAAGAGCUCAAUUAUUUAGUAGUUGUUGUGGUUGGUGUACGCUUGUAGCAGCUCUUGCCAGGUUCUUUUGGGUCUGAAGUGCAGGGGAGAAAGAUGAAGGUUGACAUGAAGUCUGGAAGAAAUUUUCCACGGAGAACUCUGUAUCUGAUCUUGCUGGGUCAAGUGUUAUCCCUACUACUAGCUCUUACAACCUUCUUUGCUUCCCUCAUAGCCGCCCUUGGUGUUGAUACCCCCAUUACUCAAGGAUCUUCCUCUUACUUGGCUGCAGCUCUGAUAUACGGAGGCAUCCUAAUUUAUAGACGCCACAAGCUACUGGUAUCUUGGUACUGGUACCUUCUCCUCAGCUUCCUUGAUGUUCAUGGCAUCUUUCUCUUUAACAAGGCAUACCAAUUCACCUCGAUCACAAGCGUGACAAUGCUGGAUUGCUUCGCGCUGUUAUGGGUUAUAAUCCUGAGUCGGGUUUUCAUUGGAACUCGUUAUACCAUCUGCCAAUUCCUUGGUGCAGCCAUUUGUGUUGCUGGCCUUGCCUUGGUGAUCCUCUCUGACAUUGGAGGAGGUGGUGAUGAAGGUGGAUCCAAACCAAUCCUAGGCGAUUUCCUUGUGAUUGCUGGAACAGUCUUCUACGCCUUGAGCAAUGUUGGCGAGGAAUUCUGUGCCAAGAAGAGAGACCGGAUCGAGUUGAUGGCCAUGAUAGGCGUGUUCGGCUUCCUGAUCAGCAUUCUGGAGAUCUCAGUGGUGGAGCUAAAGAAUGUGCAAUCAAUCAAAUGGUCCCCUAAUCUUGUUUUGGCCUUUGUUGGGUACGGUGUCUGUGAGUUUCUAUUAUUCUCCACAUUUUCCUGGUUCAUACAGGUGACAGGGGCUACAAUGUACAAUCUAUCGGUUCUUACAUCGGAUAUGUGGGUAGUCUUGAUUCGUCUAUUCUUCUACCAUCAGCAGGUUGAGUGGUUGUACUAUGUGGCUUUCGGGGUGGUGGCUGUUGGCCUAAUUGUCUACUCCACAAGUGAGGAGGAGGAGGAUCCUGGAGACGAGACUGCAGCAGCCAUUGCAGCUGGAGACUCCAGUCAGGAUUAUCAACUGCUUAGUGAUGGAAAUGGGGAUGUUGAUAGUUGUUGUACCUUGCAAACCAUUUCCACUGUGACAACAUGAUCUUGGCCGCUUAUUUCUAUUUUCUUUCAUUUGACGGGUCCUGUUUUGGUGGGAUGUAUUUGGAAGUGUAAUUUUGAAAUACUUUUAUUAAAUGAAAUUAAUUAAUUAAUAAAACCCCCCAUAAAAUUUGGGAGUAUACAUCGUAUCGUUUGCACAAGGAAACAAUUUCGAUUUGACUCGUUUUACAUUAUCUGUUUGAUAUGCUUUGUGAUGGGUAAUGCUCAAUUUGUAGAUGGGCAAGGCGGGCAUGUGUACUCUUCCCGACCUGACUCAUUUGUACUGUAUCCAUGUAUCCAACUCAUUCUUAAAUCAUUUUUUCUCUCCUCUAAAUUACGGGGUCGUUUGCUUCAUGGAUUUAAAAAUGAGGGUUUUGUAAUUUAAAAACCCAAGGAUUUAUCAAGGAUUUGAGGCAUCAUGGAUUUGUAUCAAUCCUUUGUUUGUCAGGAUGUUUUUAUCAUGGAUUUAAAGGUGUGAGAUUUACUACUUGAAUUCAAAAAUUACAUUACUGCCCUUUUCUAUACGUUUGACAUGUUUAUAAUAUGUCCACAAAACAAGGACACAACUUCAAAAUUACCUUACUAUCAUUUUCUAUAUGUUUGACAUGUUUAUGAUAUGUACACAAAACAAGGACAAUACAUACUAAUAAGCAUAAUGUUGCCACAUGGACAAUAAUAAUAAACGAGAAAAUUUCGUUUUAACUUUUAACGUAACAUAAUCAAUUACCAAUUCUUUG
This is a messenger RNA of Linum trigynum, 1955 nucleotides long. The record is from the annotation of a GenBank genome assembly. Lineage: Eukaryota; Viridiplantae; Streptophyta; Magnoliopsida; Malpighiales; Linaceae.